Molecule: messenger RNA, 25050 nt
Organism: Coregonus sp. 'balchen'
Lineage: Eukaryota; Metazoa; Chordata; Actinopteri; Salmoniformes; Salmonidae
Source: the annotation of a GenBank genome assembly
AUGGAGUACACCACCGCCACCACCUCGACUGGGGAGCAGAUAGUCGUUCAGACAUCCAAUGGACAGAUCCAACAGGUGGGUAACUAUGAACUGCUGCUGUGUUGAAUUCAUUCAUGUUCAAAACCUCUCAAUCAGUUGGGCCUAAAAAUCAUAUCUAGAUAUAUAUUUUUUUCAAACUUAUGGGUGAUUCACAAUAUAUCUAUUAUAUAUUAAAGGUCAAAUACACUGCAUUUCAAACAGUCAGCAAUAAUCUAAUGAAUUUGGGGCUUGUGAAAUUAUACCUAGGCUAAAUAUAAGCCUUCCACAGCCAUAAGACCCACUAAUAAUGUAAUUAGUUUAUCAAAAUAGUUUAACCUGCUUUUUGGCAAUAAUAACUGAUCUGGUUUUCAAGUCUGUCUAUGAAAAUGCCCUUUUUUGUUACACAUUAAGCCAGAACCAUAAUGCACAUUCACUAAUAAUGACUAACUUCUUGUAGCAGGCAUUAUAGAAAAUGAACACGGGUCUCGUGAACAAUCCCUCAAUCACAAGCCCACGUGCUAGUGAGUAGCCAGCUAACCUUUAUAUUCCAACUUGGCUCAAUUUGCUAGCUAACAAGGUAGAUCAGUUGAAUUUCAUCUCCAACUGUUUGAACAGCAUGCUAGCAAUUUGAAGAGUUAAGACUCACAGGUCCUCAACUGGCAGCUUCAUUAAGUAGUACCCUCAAAACUCCAGUCUCAACGUCAACAGUGAAGAGGCGACUCCGGGAUGCUGACCUUCUAAGCAGAGUUGCAAAAAAAAAGUCCAGUGUCUGUGUUCUUUUGCCCAUCUUAAUCUUUAAUUUUUUAUUGGCCAGUCUGAUAUAUGGCUUUUUCUUUGCAACUCUGCCUAGGUCAGCAUCCCAGAGUCGCCUCUUGAGUUGAGGACUAGACACUCUAAUGUAUUUGUCCUCUUGCUCAGUUGUGCACCGGGGCCUCACACUCCUCUUUCUAUUCUGGUUAGAGCCAGUUUGCGCUGUUCUGUGAAGGGAGUAGUACACAGCGUUGUACGAGAUCUUCAGUUUCUUGGCAAUUUCUCACAUGGAAUAUCCUUAAUUUCUCAGAACAAGAAUAGACUGAUGAGUUUCAGAAGAAAGUUAUUUGUUUCUGGCCAUUUUGAUCCUGUAAUCGAACCCACCAUUGCUGAUGCUCCAGAUACUCAACUAGUCUCAAGAAGGCCAGUUUUAUUGCUUCUUUAAUCAGCACAACAGUUUUCAACUGUGCUAACAUAAUUGCAAUUGGAUUAGCAAACACAACGUGCCAUUGGAACACAGGACUGAUGGUUGCUGAUAAUGGGCCUCUGUACGCCUAUGUAGAUAUUCCAUUGAAAAUCAGCCGUUUCCAGCUACAAUAGCCAUUGGCAACAUUAACAAUGUCUACACUGUAUUUCUGAUCAAUUUGAUGUUAUUUUAAUGGACAAAAAAAAUUGCUUUUCUUUAGAAAACAAGGACAUUUCUAGGUGACCCCAAACUUUUGAACGGUAGUGUUUGUGGUAGUGGAGUAGGGGCCUGAGGGCACACACUUUUUGUGUUAUGAAUGUAAUGUAAUGUUUUAAAAAUUGUAUAACUGUGACACAACAAGCAAUGUGUAGUGUAGAGAAUCAUUGUUAUAUCUAAACCAUUGUAAAAAGGUAUUUUCCAUAACCAAAAAUAUUGUCUUUUCAGCUGUUUGAAGCUGGUGUAUAAAACCGAAAGUAAAAGAUGCAAAAAUGAAACUUAAGAACAGGAAGCAUAGAAAUAGCGCACAUAGAACAGAUCUACCGCUUCUUAGACUUGCUUUCAAUGAGAAUGACAGAUCUAUAACUUACAUUUCUAUGUGAAUUCGGUUGGGUCGUCCAAAAAGUUACAUAUUAAGACUUUUUAUGCUAGAUGUUUUCUAAGACCCUUUUCAUCUGUUUGACCAGAAAUCAAAGCCUUUGCUUAUUCCUCAUUUUUAGGAAGGGAAAUGGUUGAAAAAUGAAUAUAUGCCUUAAUAAAAAAAUAAAAGUAAUCUUAGCUUUCAUUUGACACCAAAUUUGGUGUGCUCCUAUGAACUUCACAUGUUCGUGCUCAUGGGACUUUUUACAUGGAAAUGCAGUUAUACUGCUUCUAUUAUCAAACAACUGUUACACCUCUGGGACGAGGCGUCUGUUGUUACACCUCUCUGGGACCUCUGGGACGAGGCGUCUGUUGUUACACCUCUCUGGGACCUCUGGGACGAGGCGUCUGUUGUUACACCUCUCUGGGACCUCUGGGACGAGGCGUCUGUUGUUACACCUCUCUGGGACCUCUGGGACGAGGCGUCUGUUGUUACACCUCUCUAGGACCGCUGGGACGAGGCGUCUGUUGUUACACCUCUCUGGGACGAGGCGUCUGUUACACCUCUCUGGGACCUCUGGGACGAGGCGUCUGUUGUUACACCUCUCUGGUGUUACACCUCUCUGGGACCUCUGGUACGAGGCGUCUGUUGUAACACCUCUGGGACGAGGCGUCUGUUACACCUCUCUGGGACGAGGCGUCUGUUGUUACACCUCUCUGGGACCUCUGGGACGAGGCGUCUGUUGUAACACCUCUAGGACCUCUGGGACGAGGCGUCUGUUGUAACACUUCUGGGACGAGGCAUCUGUUAUACCUCUCUGGGACGAGGCGUCUAUUGUAAAGCAGAAUCACUGAUAUCAACAUCGCCUCGCUUCCCAAAUAACUACUCGUGAUGUCAUCAAGAUGAGCGAUUCUGCUCCUCGCCUUGCUCCAACAUGCUGCCUUGUCUGCAGACUCAGGGCACCGUGACGGCAGUGCAGCUGUAGACCGAGGCAGCCGUAGUGACGCCCUCUGGCCAGCAGGUGCAGACACUCCAGGUAGUGGUGUGACCGCCGGCCUGACUUGUCACAUUAUUAUCACAAUGUCACUCGGUGUCACAGUGUACUGCAUGACCCUCGUCCACCACGAUGACCCAUCUCAGUGCAUGCUAUUAGGCUAUUGCUGAUCUGAACUGCAUUGUCACUUUAAUAAUGUUUACGUCACUUUAAUAAUGUUUACAUAUCUUGCACUACUCAUCUCAUAUGUAUAUACUGCAUUCUAUUCUAUAAUAUUCUACUGUAUCUUAGUCCAUGCCGCUCUGUCAUUGCUUGUCCAUAUAUGUAUAUAUUCUUAAAUUCCAUUCCUUACUAGAUUUGUGUGUAUUGGGUAUAUGUUGUGAAAUUGUUAGAUAUUACUUGUUAGAUAUUACUGCACUGUCGGAGCUAGAAGCACAAGCAUUUCGCUACACCCGGAAUAACAUCUGCUAAACACGUGUAUGUGACAAAUAAAACUCAUUUUUAUGGAGGUAACAUUUUGAAACAAUGAUUCAUCUUACAUAGUGUUGUUCAUCAUCAUCAUUUGACUCUGUUUUCCUGCGUGUCGACUCAAACGCCGGCUCAUUCCAAGUGUGUAUUCAUCAUCAUUUGAUGUCCUAAAAGCAGGAAUGCUUUGGCAGGAAUGUCACUUCAUACGCCUGAAUAGCAUGCAUGGAACUCUGGCUGUGCCACGAAAUGGUUACUUUAUAUGAAGCUAUACAGUGGCUGAUUUGUAUUGACAAAUUAACAACCAAAUGAUGCAAUGAACUUACACCCCCCCCCCCCCCCCCCCCCGUUACAGGUCCAGGGCCAGCCCCUGAUGGUGCAGGUGAGCGGAGGACAGCUGAUCACGUCGUCAGGGCAACCCAUCAUGGUGCAGGCUAUGGGGGGGGGGCAGGGACAGACCAUCAUGCAGGUGCCAGUGUCUGGAGGACAGGGACUGCAACAGGUGAGGAAUGGGAUGGGAGGAAACCAUAGAAAUAUAAUUACUAGAACCCAUUCAAUUCAAUGAGGAUGCAGUCAAAUUGCAAUGGUCUUAUGGGGCUUUUCCCCAUUCUAGUAAUCAUUAUUUCUUUGAGCCAGAGUCGGGAGUUGGAAUGAUAUUAUGAACACGCCAUCAUCUGAUCAUGUUUCACUGUCAGAUCCAGCUACAGGGUGGACAGCAGAUCCAGCUGCAGAACGGUCAGACGAUCCAUCUAGGGGGACAGCAGAUCCAGCUGCAGAACGGCCAGACGUUACAGCUAGGGGGACAGCAGGGUCAGCCCCAACAGAUCAUUAUCCAACAGCCACAACAAGCCAUCACAGCCGGACAGAACCAGGUACACACACACACACACACAGGCAUAUGCACACACAAUCAGUUCAAUUUCCACAUGAUGAACUACAAUGUGUGCAAAUCUCUAGACUGUGUGUUCCUGUAUGUAGGGUCAGCAGUGGCGCCGUACUGUACGGCUGCAGUUUUGCGAGCUCCGACCCAACUUUGCUAUUUUGUGAUUCUUUUGGAGUUUAUUUUUACUUUAUUUUCCCGAAAUGUAUCCACUAUUAUUUCUUAUAACCGACAAUAACUUUUGAAGAACAGAUCGGCAGUUACUUACCUCAAUUCCGGCUUCAACUUCGACUCAUCUGCCCUGGGCUCUUUCUGUAAUUCCAACCCAAUUUUGGGGGUAUUUAUAGGGAUACUUCCCCAGAGUCAGAUAAACUCGUGGGUACCAUUUUUAUGUCUCUGUGUCCAGUAUGAAGGAAGUUCGAAAAAUAGUUUAAUGAGCCAAUGCUGACUAGCAUUAGCGCAAUGACUGGAAGUCUAUGGGUAUCUGCUAGCGUAGACUUCCAGUAGACUUCCAGUCAUUAUGCUAAUGCUAGUUAGCAACUGCGCUAGUUAGCAACUCCCUUCAAACUGCACGCAGAUAUAAAAAUGGUAUCCACGAGUUCAUCUGACUCUGGGGCAGUAGAUAACGGGCCUCAUUGCCAACAUCCCGAAGUAUCCCUUUAAGAGGAAACGCCGGCAUUACAGAGUCCUGGCGAGAUUAAGGCGAAGGGAAAACCGUCUACCUCUUCCCUCCAGUCACUUGAUAAUAAGAUGGAUGACCUCCGAUCGCGGAUUUGCUACCAACGGGACUCUCGUAACUGCAACAUUCUCUGCUUUUCUGAAACAUGGCUUUCGGACAAGAUAUUCCCCAUGGCUAUCCAACUCGAUGGAUUCUCAAUUCACCGACAGGACAGUGGAGUCAGGGAAAUUGGGGGGGGGGGGGGGAAGUUUGCCUCUUCAUCAACAACAAAUGGUGUGCUGACUCGAGCGUAGGGUGUGUGCUCAGCCUCCUCCUGUACUCCCUGUUCACCUACGAAUUGUAUGGCCACGCAUGAUUCCAACUCCAUCAUGUUUGCUGACGACACGACGGUGGUAGGCCUACAGGGAGGUGGUCAGUGACCUGGCAGUGUGGUGCCAGAGGUACCGGUCCAUCAAGUCUGACACCAACAUGCUUCUGAACAGCUUCUAUCCCCAAGCCAUAAGACUGCUAAAUAGCUAACAAAAUGGCUACACGGACUAUCUGAGUUGACACUUGUAUUUUAUUUUUUUAUUUUUGCACUGUCUCUAUACACACUCACAGGACUCUAUACACUCACGCACACUGACAGUCCAACACACACAGACACACACAGUCACAUAACAUGCACACACACUCACAUACAAUCAUCAUAUACACUGCUGCUAUUCUGUUUAUCAUAUAUCCUGAUGCCCAGUCACCGUACCCCUAUACAGUGCCUUCAGAAAGUAUACACACCCCUUGACUUUUUCCACAUUUUGUUGUGUUACAAAGUGGGAUUAAAAUGGAUUUAAUUGUACUUUUUUUGUCAAUGUUCUACACAAAAUAAUCUGUAAUGUCAAAGUGGGAGAAAAAUUUGAACAUUGUAAAAGAUUUAUGAAAAAUAAAACAAAUAUAUCUUGAUUAGAUAAGUAUUCAACCCCCUGAGUCAAUACAUGUUAGAAUCACCUUUUGGGAGUGAUUACAGCUGUGAGUCUUUCUGGGUAAGUCUAAAAGCUUUGCACACCUGUAUUGUACAAUAUUUGCACCUUAUUCUUUUUUAAACUCUUCAAGCUCUGUCAAGUUGGUUGUUGAUCAUCGCUGGACAGCCAUUUUCAAGUCUUGCCAUAGAUUUUCAAGCCAAUUUAAGUAAAAACUGUAACUAGGCCACUCGGGAACAUUCAAUGUCGUCUUGGUAAGCAACUCCAGUGUAGAUUUGGCCUUGUGUUUUAGGUUAUUGUCCUGCUGAAAGGUGAAUUGUUCUACCAGUGUCUGUUGGAAAGCAGACUGAACCAGGUUUUCCUCUAGGAUUUUGCCUGUGCUUAGCUGUAUUCCGUUUCUUUUUAUCAUAAACUCCCUAGUUCUUGCCAAUGAUAAGCAUACCCAUAAAAUGAUGCAGCCACCACCAUGCUUGAAAAUAUGAAGAGUGGUACUCAGUGAUGUGUUGUGUUGGAUUUGACCCAAACAUAGCGCUUUGUAUUCAGGACAUCUUUUGCAGUUUACUUUAGUUCCUUAUUCCAGACAGGAUGCAUGUGUUGGAAUAUUUUUUAUUCUGUAUAGACUUCCUUCUUUUCACUCUGUCAUUUAGGUUAGUAUUCUGUAGUAACUACAAUGUUGUUGAUUCAGCCUCAGUUUUCUCUUAUCACAGCCAUUCAACUCUGUACUCAUGUUGAAAUCCCUGAGUGGUUUCUUUCCUCUCCGGCAACUGAGUUAGAAAGGACACCUGUAUCUUUGUAGUGACUGGGUGUAUUGAUACACCAUCCAAAGUGUAAUUAAUAACUUCACCGUGCUCAAAGGGAUAUUCAAUGUCUGCUUUUUUUUAUUUUUUACCCAUCUACCAAUAGGUUCCCUUCUUUUACGAGGCAUUGGAAAACCUCCACGGUCUUAAGUGGUUGAAUCUGUGUUUGAAAUUCACUGCUCGACUGAGGGACCUUACAGAUAAUUGUAUGUGUGGGGUACAGACAGAGUUGAGGUAGUCAUUCAAUAAUCAUUUUACACACUAUUAGUGCACACAGAGUUAGUCCAUGCAAGUUAUUAUGUGACUCAUUAAGCAAAUUUAGGCUUGCCAUAACAAAGGGGUUGAAUACUUAUUGACUCAAGACAUUUCUGCUUUUCAUUUUUUCUAAAGUUGUAAAAAUGUAUAAAAACUUGGACAUUAUGGGGUAUUUUAAUAUAUAUUAUUAUUAUUAUAUGUAUUAUUUAAAUUCAGGCUGUAACACAACAAAAUUUGGAAAAAGUCAAGGAGUGUGAAUACUUUCUGAAGGCACUGUAUGGUGAGCAAUAUGUUUGGAACAGUCUCGAAUCGCAAUAGCUUUCUAGAAUAAUGAGAAUCGCAAUACAUAUCUUAUCGGCACCUAAGUAUGGUGACAGUAUCGUAUCUUGAGGUCCCUGGCAAUUCCCAGCCGGUGUUGGUGAUCGUGUUCCCACAAGACCCGCUUCUUCUUGUUUUUAGCUGAUAGGAGUGGAAACCGGUGUUGUCUGCCGCAGUAGCCCAUCCAUGACAAGAAUCGACGAGUUGUGCGUGCCGAGAUGCCGUUCUGCACACAACACACUGCGCCGUUAUUUGCCUGUUUGUGGCCCGCCUGUUAGCUUGCACGAUUCUUGCCAUUCUCCUUCGACCUUUCUCAUCAACGAGCCGUUUUCACCCACAGGACUGCCGCUGACAAUGUUUUUUUAUUUAUUUGUCGCAACAUUCUCGGUAAACCCUAGACACUGUCGUGCGUGAAAAGCCCAGGAGGCCGGCUGUUUCUGAGGUACUGGAUCCGGGGCGCCUGGCACCGAUGAUCAUACCACGCUCAGUCACUUAGGUCACUCGUUUUGCCCAUUCUAACGUUCAAUCGAACAGUAACUGAAUGCCUUGAUGCCUGUCUGCCUGCUUUGAUAUAGCAAGCCACGGCCAACGUGACUCACUGUCUGUAGGAGUGAACCAUUUUCGUGAACGGGGUGGUGUACCUAACAAACUGUCCACGGUUUAUACCUUUCCAAUGGCAAAAUCCCGUUGUUGGUUCAGUCUAAUAGGAAUUACAUGUCAGUUUAUACCAUUAAGGAGAUAGAUUGGGGGGUAAGGCCCUAUUCUUGUACAUCAAGUUGUCUCCCGCUACAGAAACAGGAGACUGGCUCCUCCUACUCCUGUGAGACGUUCCCUAGCCAAGGCUCAUGCAACGUACUUUACUUGUAGCCAUAUAUGACCCGGUCCUGUGUGUUCCUACAGGGUCAGCAGAUCCAGCUACAGCAGGGCCAGCAGGUGGGGCAGACAGCCGACGGACAGACCAUCGUCUACCAGCCAAUCAACGCAGACGGCACUAUCCUGCAACAGGGUAUGUUUACAGGACCCGCACACUGAUAUGCAUGCCUACACACACACACACACACACACACACAGACUUUAUUUACACACACACACACACACACACACACACACACACACACACACACAGACACAUUACAGAAGCAUUUCGCUGCCCCUUGUGAUAACAUCUGCAAAUCUGUGUACGCGACCAAUAAACUUUGAUUUUUAUUUGACACAGAUACGAACGCGUGCAACACACAUACACACCUCCAGUAAUAUACAUCCUGUACAUUCUCAAAAGCUGUUAGUUAUAUGCCAUCACAUACUGUACCUUCUGGUGCCGUGAGUGGCACGUCAAUCUGUUUUACUAUAGUAAUGGUGAAGGUGGUGGUGAUAAGGAGGCUUUUUCUCCCCAGGAAUGAUCACCAUCCCAGCAGGCAGCCUGGCGGGAGCCCAGAUGGUACAGGCAGGGGGGGCCAACACCACCACCACCAACAGUGGACAGCAGGGCACUGUGACCGUCACCCUGCCGGUCUCAGGCAACAUGAUGAACACCGGUGGCAUGGUCAUGGUAAGGCCCCCAGCAGAAAUACCCAGACAUCCUGUUACCUGGUUAUUACAGAGCCUGUAGUGUGUUAUUACCUGGUUAUUACAGAGCCUGUAGUGUGUUAUUUCCUGGUCAUUACAGAGCCUGUAGUGUUAUUACCUGGUUAUUACAGAGCCUGUAGUGUGUUAUUACCUGGUUAUUACAGAGCCUGUAGUGUGUUAUUACCUGGUUAUUACAGAGCCUGUAGUGUGUUAUUACCUGGUCAUUACAGAGCCUGUAGUGUGUUAUUACCUGGUUAUUACAGAGCCUGUAGUGUGUUAUUACCUGGCCAUUACAGAGCAUGUAGUGUUAUUACCUGGUUAUUACAGAGCAUGUAGUGUUAUUACCUGGUUAUUACAGAGCCUGUAGUGUUAUUACCUGGUUAUUACAGAGCCUGUAGUGUUAUUACCUGGUUAUUACAGAGCCUGUAGUGUGUUAUUUCCUGGUCAUUACAGAGCCUGUAGUGUGUUAUUACCUGGUCAUUACAGAGCCUGUAGUGUGUUAUUACCUGGUUAUUACAGAGCCUGUAGUGUGUUAUUACCUGGUUAUUACAGAGCCUGUAGUGUGUUAUUACCUGGUCAUUACAGAGCAUGUAGUGUUAUUACCUGGUUAUUACAGAGCAUGUAGUGUUAUUACUGGUUAUUACAGAGCCUGUAGUGUUAUUACCUGGUUAUUACAGAGCCUGUAGUGUUUUACCUGGUUUAUUACAGAGCCUGUAGUGUGUUAUUUCCUGGUCAUUACAGAGCCUGUAGUGUGUUAUUACCUGGUCAUUACAGAGCCUGUAGUGUGUUAUUACCUGGUUAUUACAGAGCCUGUAGUGUGUUAUUACCUGGUUAUUACAGAGCCUGUAGUGUUAUUACCUGGUUAUUACAGAGCCUGUAGUGUUAUUACCUGGUUAUUACAGAGCCUGUAGUGUUAUUACCUGGUUAUUACAGAGCCUGUAGUGUGUUAUUACCUGGUUAUUACAGAGCCUGUAGUGUGUUAUUACCUGGUCAUUACAGAGCAUGUAGUGUUAUUACCUGGUUAUUACAGAGCAUGUAGUGUUAUUACCUGGUUAUUACAGAGCAUGUGGUGUUAUUACCUGGUUAUUACAGAGCCUGUAGUGUUAUUACCUGGUUAUUACAGAGCCUGUAGUGUGUUAUUUCCUGGUCAUUACAGAGCCUGUAGUGUGUUAUUACCUGGUCAUUACAGAGCAUGUAGUGUUAUUACCUGGUUAUUACAGAGCAUGUAGUGUUAUUACCUGUUUAUUACAGAGCCUGUAGUGUUAUUACCUGGUUAUUACAGAGCCUGUAGUGUGUUAUUUCCUGGUCAUUACAGAGCCUGUAGUGUGUUAUUACCUGGUCAUUACAGAGCCUGUAGUGUGUAUUACCUGGUUAUUACAGAGCCUGUAGUGUGUUAUUACCUGGUUAUUACAGAGCCUGUGGUGUGUUAUUACCUGGUUAUUACAGAGCAUGUAGUGUUAUUACCCGGUUAUUACAGAGCCUGUAGUGUUAUUACCUGGUUAUUACAGAGCCUGUAGUGUUAUUACCCGGUUAUUACAGAGCCUGUAGUGUUAUUACCUGGUUAUUACAGAGCCUGUAGUGUGUUAUUACCUGGUUAUUACAGAGCCUGUAGUGUGUUAUUACAGAGCCUGUAGUGUGUUAUUACCUGGUUAUUACAGAGCCUGUAGUGUGUUAUUACCUGGUUAUUACAGAGCCUGUAGUGUGUUAUUACCUGGUUAUUACAGAGCCUGUAGUGUGUUAUUACCUGGUUAUUACAAGAGCCUGUAGUGUGUUAUUACCUGGUUAUUACAGAGCCUGUAGUGUGUUAUUACCUGGUCAUUACAGAGCCUGUAGUGUGUUAUUACCUGGUUAUUACAGAGCCUGUAGUGUGUUAGUACCUGGUUAUUACAGAGCCUGUAGUGUGUUAUUUCCUGGUCAUUACAGAGCCUGUAGUGUGUUAUUACCUGGUCAUUACAGAGCCUGUAGUGUGUUAUUACCUGGUUAUUACAGAGCCUGUAGUGUGUUAUUACCUGGUUAUUACAGAGCCUGUAGUGUGUUAUUACCUGGUUAUUACAGAGCAUGUAGUGUUAUUACCCGGUUAUUACAGAGCCUGUAGUGUUAUUACCUGGUUAUUACAGAGCCUGUAGUGUUAUUACCCGGUUAUUACAGAGCCUGUAGUGUUAUUACCUGGUUAUUACAGAGCCUGUAGUGUGUUAUUACCUGGUUAUUACAGAGCCUGUAGUGUGUUAUUACAGAGCCUGUAGUGUGUUAUUACCUGGUUAUUACAGAGCCUGUAGGUGUUAUUACCCUGGUUAUUACAGAGCCUGUAGUGUGUUAUUACCUGGUUAUUACAGAGCCUGUAGUGUGUUAUUACCUGGUUAUUACAGAGCCUGUAGUGUGUUAUUACCUGGUUAUUACAGAGCCUGUAGUGUGUUAUUACCUGGUCAUUACAGAGCCUGUAGUGUGUUAUUACCUGGUUAUUACAGAGCCUGUAGUGUGUUAGUACCUGGUUAUUACAGAGCCUGUAGUGUGUUAUUUCCUGGUCAUUACAGAGCCUGUAGUGUGUUAUUACCUGGUCAUUACAGAGCCUGUAGUGUGUUAUUACCUGGUUAUUACAGAGCCUGUAGUGUGUUAGUACCUGGUUAUUACAGAGCCUGUAGUGUGUUAUUUCCUGGUCAUUACAGAGCCUGUAGUGUGUUAUUACCUGGUCAUUACAGAGCCUGUAGUGUGUUAUUACCUGGUUAUUACAGAGCCUGUAGUGUGUUAUUACCUGGUUAUUACAGAGCCUGUAGUGUGUUAUUACCUGGUUAUUACAGAGCAUGUAGUGUUAUUACCCGGUUAUUACAGAGCCUGUAGUGUUAUUACCUGGUUAUUACAGAGCCUGUAGUGUUAUUACCCGGUUAUUACAGAGCCUGUAGUGUUAUUACCUGGUUAUUACAGAGCCUGUAGUGUGUUAUUACCUGGUUAUUACAGAGCCUGUAGUGUGUUAUUACAGAGCCUGUAGUGUGUUAUUACCUGGUUAUUACAGAGCCUGUAGUGUGUUAUUACCUGGUUAUUACAGAGCCUGUAGUGUGUCAUUACCUGGUUAUUACAGAGCCUGUAGUGUGUUAUUACCUGGUUAUUACAGAGUCUGUAGUGUGUUAUUACCUGGUUAUUACAGAGCCUGUAGUGUGUUAUUACCUGGUCAUUACAGAGCCUGUAGUGUGUUAUUACCUGGUUAUUACAGAGCCUGUAGUGUGUUAGUACCUGGUUAUUACAGAGCCUGUAGUGUGUUAUUUCCUGGUCAUUACAGAGCCUGUAGUGUGUUAUUACCUGGUCAUUACAGAGCCUGUAGUGUGUUAUUACCUGGUUAUUACAGAGCCUGUAGUGUGUUAGUACCUGGUUAUUACAGAGCCUGUAGUGUGUUAUUUCCUGGUUAUUACAGAGCCUGUAGUGUGUUAUUACCUGGUCAUUACAGAGCCUGUAGUAUGUUUAUUAAUAGAUCCAAACUGAAUCCGCCCACACACAAUUCUUACCUAGACUCAGUAAGGUGUUGGGCAUAGAAUGAGAUAUUACACUAUACUUUAUCUCUAUGGUAUGGGGUGUUUUAUUGGAGAUAAUUGUCUCUGUCAGGCACAUGCGAUGUGUGUGUUUGUUAGUCAGAUAUUCUAUGCGGUGUCUCCCCCCCCCCCCCCAUCUCUCUCCUCUCUGCACGAGGCUCUAACUAGUAUGUAUCUCCCUCUCUCUCCCUGCUAGAUGAUGCCUAGUGGGGGUGCGGUGCCUGCUAUGCAGCGUAUCCCUCUACCCGGGGCUGAGAUGUUAGAGGAGGAACCGCUGUACGUCAACGCUAAACAGUACCAUCGCAUCCUGAAGAGAAGACAGGCCCGCGCCAAGCUGGAGGCAGAGGGAAAGAUUCCCAAGGAGAGGAGGGUGAGUAGCCUGGUUUAGGUUAGGACUUCAAAUCAAAUGUUAUUUGUCAGAUGCUUCGUAAACAACCGGUGUAGACUAACAGUGAAAUGCUUACAGGCUCUUCCCAACGAUGACGAGCGAGAAAUUAAAUAGAAAAUAGUAACACAAGGAAUAAAUACACAAUGAGUAACGAUAACUUGGCUACAUACACAGGGUACUAGUACCGAGUUGAGGUAGAUAUGUACAUACAGUGCUUCUGAAAGUAUUCAGACCCCUUGACUUUUUCCACUAUUUGUUACAUUACAGCCUUAUUCUGAAAUUGAUUUAAAUAGUUUUUUCCCCCUCAUCAAUCUACACACAAUAAUGACAAAACAAAAACAGGUGUUUUUUUUGCAAAUGUAUUACAAAUAAAACACGGAAAUAUAACAUUUAUAUAAGUAUUCAGACCCUUUACGCAGUACUUUUGUUGAAGCACCUUUGGCAGCGAUUACAGCAUAUAGUCUUCUUGGGUAUGACGCUACAAGCUUGGCACACCUGUAUUUGGGGAGUUUCUCCUGUUCUUCUCUGCAGAUCCUCUCAAACUCUGUCAGGUUAGAUGGGGAGCGUUGCUGCACAGCUGUUUUCAGGUCUCUCCAGAGAUGUUCGAUUGGGUUCAUGUCUGGGCUCUGGCUGGGCCACUCAAGGACAUUCAGAAACUUGUCCAGAAGCCACUCCUGCUUUGUCUUGGCUGUGUGCUUAGGGUCGUUGUCCUGUUGGAAGGUGAACCUUCGCCCCAGUCUGAAGUACUGAGCGCUCUGGAUCAGGUUUUCAUCAAGGAUCUCUCUGUACUUUGCUCCGUUAAUCUUUCCCUCGAUCCUGACUAGUCUCCCAGUCCCUGCCGCUGAAAAACAUCCCCACAGCAUGAUGCUGCCACCACCAUGCUUCACCGUAGGGAUGGUGCCAGGUUUCCUUCAGACGUGACACUUGGCAUUCAGGCCAAAGAGUUCAAUCUUGGUUUCAUCAGACCAGAGAAUCUUGUUUCUCGUGGUCUGAGAGUCUUUAGGUGCCUUUUGGCAAACUCCAAGCGGGCUGUCAUGUGCCUUUUACUGAGGCGUGGCUUCCGUCUGGCCACUCUACCAUAAAGGCCUGAUUGGUGGAGUGCUGCAUAGAUGGUUGUCCUUCUGGAAGGUUCUCCCAUCUCCACAGAGGAACUCUGGAGCUCUGUCAGGGUGACCAUCAGGUUCUUGAUCACUUCCCUGACCAAGGUCCUUCUCCCGAGAUUGCUCAGUUUGGCCGGGCGACCUGUUCUAGGAAGAGUCUUGGUGGUUCCAAACCUUCGUCCAUUUAAGAAUGAUGGAGGCCACUGUGUUCUCGGGGACUUUCAAUGAGGCCGAAAUGUUUUUGUACCCUUCCCCAGAUCUGUGCUUCGACACAAUCCUGUCUCUGAGCUCUUCUGACAAUUCCUUUGACCUCAUGGCUUGGUUUUUGCUCUGACAUGCACUGUCAACUGUGGGAUCUUAUAUAGACAGGUGUGUGCCUUUCCAAAUCAUGUCCAAUCAAUUGAAUUUACCACAGGUGGACUCCAAUCAAGUUGUAGAAACAUCUCAAGGAUGAUCAAUGGAAACAGGAUGCACCUGAGCUCAAUUUCGAGUCUCAUAGCAAAGGGUCUGAAUACUUAUGUAAAUAAGGUAUUUCUGUUUAUUUUUAACACAUUUGCUAAAACGUCUAAACUGUUUUUGAGGUACUCUGUGUAGAUUGAGGGAAAAAAUAUAUUUAAUCCAUUUUAGAAUAAGGCUGUAACGUAACAAAAUGUGGAAAAAGUCAAGGGGUCUGAAUACUUUCCGAAGGCACUGUAUAGGUAGGGAUAAAGUGACUAGGCAACAGAAUAGAUAAUAAACAGUAGCAGCAGCCUAUGUGACGAGUCAAGAGUUAUUGCAAAAAUGAUCAAUGCAGAUAGUCCGGGUAGCUAUUGGUUAACUAUUUAACUAACUAUUUAGCAGUCUUAUGGCUUGCCGUGCGUGCAGUCUUUUACAAUUUUUUAGGGCCUUCCUCUGACACCGUCUGGUAUAGAAGUCCUGGAUGGCAGGGACCUUGGCCCCAGUGAUGUACUGGGCCGUACGCACUAACCCUCUGUAGCGCCUUGCGGUCAGAUGCCAAGCAGUUGCCAUACCAAGCAGUGAUGCAGCCAGUCAAGAUGCUUUCAAUAGUGCAGCUAUAUAACUUUUUUGAGGAUCUAAGCGCCCAUGACAAAUCUUUUCAGCCUCCUGAGAGAGAAGAGGCGUUGUCGUGCCUUUUUCACGACUGUGUUGGUGUGUGUGUGUGGACCAUGAUCAUUCAUUACUUCUGGAUCGUGAAUCGGAAGCUACACACUUAUCUCUCAGCCUCCCAGAUCUUGAAUACUACAUUCGCUCAUUUGUUCCCCGCACAGCGGGCUUACCUGUUGCUCCUGGCCAAGAUGACCUAAGGCAACGCCGACGACGAGGAAGUAUUCUGAUGGCUAAUGUCCAAUCGUUGGAACUCAGAGCAAGGCUUCAAACGCAAAGGGACAUCAGGGAAUGUCUUUGUUUUUACUGAGACUUGGCUUACGGACAACACACUCGACUCUGCUAUUCAACCAGACGUCUUCUCCAUAUUCCAAAUGGCUCGAACGGUGGCUUCUGGUAAAGAGUCGGUCGGAAGGGGAAUGUUUCCUCAAACAAUUCCUAGUGUACCGAAGUAGAAAACAUUGCGAGCUCCUGUUCACCCGUCCUGGAGUUUCUGAUGCUAAAAUGCCGACCCCCACUAUAUGCCGAGGGAAUUCACGUGUGUUAUUAUCACAGCUGGGUACAUACCGCCACAAGCAAACACCAAGGCGGUACUCAGCAAACUGUACAAGAACAUUAGCCAUUACGAAUCCUCUCACCCAGAAGCAGUCUUUGUCACGGGUGACUUUAACCAAGCCCGUAAAAACUUUUGACAAAAUAUCACCAACAUGUAUCCUUCCCCACAAGAGGAUCCGCCGUGCUUGACCAUGUAUACACAAACAUCCGCGACGCGUACAAAUCCAUCCCCCUCCCUCACUUCGGCCAAUCAGAUCACGUCUCUCUGUUCCAACUCGAGGGAGCCACCAACACAGAGAAUAGUGAGGCGCUGGACAGAGGAGGCAGACUCAAUGCUGCAGGAUUGUUUUGAGAAUACUGAUUGAACAUACAGUGGGGAAAAAAAGUAUUUAGUCAGCCACCAAUUGUGCAGCGCCAAAUCCUGCAGCGCCAGACGUGUCCCCCUGCUUAAGCCAGUACAUGUCCAGGCCCAUCUGAAGUUUGCUAGAGUGCAUUUGGAUGAUCCAGAAGAGGAUUGGGAGAAUGUCAUAUGGUCAGAUGAAACCAAAAUAGAACUUUUUGGUAAAAACUCAACUCGUCGUGUUUGGAGGACAAAGAAUGCUGAGUUGCAUCCAAAGAACACCAUACCUACUGUGAAGCAUGGGGGUGGAAACAUCAUGCUUUGGGGCUGUUUUUCUGCAAAGGGACCAGGACGACUGAUCCGUGUAAAGGAAAGAAUGAAUGGGGCCAUGUAUCGUGAGAUUUUGAGUGAAAACCUCCUUCCAUCAGCAAGGGCAUUGAAGAUGAAACGUGGCUGGGUCUUUCAGCAUGACAAUGAUCCCAAACACACCGCCCGGGCAACGAAGGAGUGGCUUCGUAAGAAGCAUUUCAAGGUCCUGGAGUGGCCUAGCCAGUCUCCAGAUCUCAACCCCAUAGAAAAUCUUUGGAGGGAGUUGAAAGUCUGUGUUGCCCAGCGACAGCCCCAAAACAUCACUGCUCUAGAGGAGAUCUGCAUGGAGGAAUGGGCCAAAAUACCAGCAACAGUGUGUGAAAACCUUGUGAAGACUUACAGAAAACGUUUGACCUGUGUCAUUGCCAACAAAGGGUACAGUGGGGGAAAAAAGUAUUUAGUCAGCCACCAAUUGUGCAAGUUCUCCCACUUAAAAAGAUGAGAGAGGCCUGUAAUGUUCAUCAUAGGUACACGUCAACUAUGACAGACAAAUUGAGGAAAAAAAAUCCAGAAAAUCACAUUGUAGGAUUUUUAAUGAAUUGAUUUGCAAAUUAUGGUGGAAAAUAAGUAUUUGGUCACCUACAAACAAGCAAGAUUUCUGGCUCUCACAGACCUGUAACUUCUUCUUUAAGAGGCUCCUCUGUCCUCCACUCGUUACCUGUAUUAAUGGCACCUGUUUGAACUUGUUAUCAGUAUAAAAGACACCUGUCCACAACCUCAAACAGUCACACUCCAAACAUCACUAUGGCCAAGACCAAAGGGCUGUCAAAGGACACCAGAAACAAAAUUGUACACCUGCACCAGGCUGGGAAGACUGAAUCUGCAAUAGGUAAGCAGCUUGGUUUGAAGAAAUCAACUGUGGGAGCAAUUAUUAGGAAAUGGAAGACAUACAAGACCACUGAUAAUCUCCCUCGAUCUGUGGCUCCACGCAAGAUCUCACCCCGUGGGGUCAAAAUGAUCACAAGAACGGUGAGCAAAAAUCCCAGAACCACACGGGGGGACCUAGUGAAUGACCUGCAGAGAGCUGGGACCAAAGUAACAAAGCCUACCAUCAGUAACACACUACGCCGCCAGGGACUCAAAUCCUGCAGUGCCAGACGUGUCCCCCUGCUUAAGCCAGUACAUGUCCAGGCCCGUCUGAAGUUUGCUAGAGUGCAUUUGGAUGAUCCAGAAGAGGAUUGGGAGAAUGUCAUAUGGUCAGAUGAAACCAAAAUAGAACUUUUUGGUAAAAACUCAACUCGUCGUGUUUGGAGGACAAAGAAUGCUGAGUUGCAUCCAAAGAACACCAUACCUACUGUGAAGCAUGGGGGUGGAAACAUCAUGCUUUGGGGCUGUUUUUCUGCAAAGGGACCAGGACGACUGAUCCGUGUAAAGGAAAGAAUGAAUGGGGCCAUGUAUCGUGAGAUUUUGAGUGAAAACCUCCUUCCAUCAGCAAGGGCAUUGAAAAUGAAACGUGGCUGGGUCUUUCAGCAUGACAAUGAUCCCAAACACACCGCCCGGGCAACGAAGGAGUGGCUUCGUAAGAAGCAUUUCAAGGUCCUGGAGUGGCCUAGCCAGUCUCCAGAUCUCAACCCCAUAGAAAAUCUUUGGAGGCAGUUGAAAGUCCGUGUUGCCCAUCGAGAAACAUCACUGCUCUAGAGGAGAUCUGCAUGGAGGAAUGGGCCAAAAUACCAGCAACAGUGUGUGAAGACUUACAGAAAACGUUUGACCUGUGUCAUUGCCAACAAAGGGUAUAUAAUAAAGUAUUGAGAAACUUUUGUUAUUGACCAAAUACUUAUUUUCCACCAUAAUUUGCAAAUAAAUUCAUAAAAAAUCCUACAAUGUGAUUUUCUGGAUUUUUUUCCCUUAUUUUGUCUGUCAUAGUUGACAUGUACCUAUGAUGAAAAUUACAGGCCUCUCUCAUCUUUUUAAGUGGGAGAACUUGCACAAUUGGUGGCUGACUAAAUACUUUUCCCCCCCACUGUAUAUAACAAAGUAUUGAGAAACUUUUGUUAUUGACCAAAUACUUAUUUUCCACCAUAAUUUGCUAAUAAAUUCAUUAAAAAUCCUACAAUGUGAUUUUCUGGAUUUUUUUUCCUCAUUUUGUCUGUCAUAGUUGACGUGUACCUAUGAUGAAAAUUACAGGCCUCUCAUCUUUUUAAGUGGGAGAACUUGCACAAUUGGUGGCUGACUAAAUACUUUUUUUCCCCACUGUAUUUCAAAGAUUCAUCCACCCAGUACUCAUCCAUCAACAUUGAGGAAUAUACAUCGUCAGUCACAGGCUUCAUUAGGAAAUGUGUUGAUGACAUUGUACCCACACCAAAAACCCUGGAUGAACGGAGAUAUCCAUACAAUGCUGAGAGCCCGUACUGCAGCAUUCAGUGUCAGCAGAACGAACCCCGACAACUCGUUGGCGCGCAAUGCCAAAUUACCUGGGCCCUCAGAUCCUCAAAAAGUUCUACAGAUGUGUACGAGCUCCGUAAAUCCAUUAGGGACGCAAAAAGACAAUACAGACUCAAACUUGAAUGGAUGUUCGACAACUCAGACUUGCUUCACAUGUGGAAAAGGACUACAGACUUUCACAGACUACAAAAGGGAAAAUUCAGCUGUACGGUGCCCACCGAAGCCUCUCUACCAGAUGAGCUUCGAGGUAGACAAUACCGAGCCAUCCAGGAAGACUCUCACCGCUCCGACGACCAGGUGCUUUCGCUCUCCGAGGCUGACGUGAGGCAGGGUUUCCGUCAACUGGUAAAUGACGGCUUUUGGCCGAUUGAAAUGAGAAGCCGAUAAAUAAAAUCCAUAGCAAAAUAAUGCUUUUUAUUAAUUGAUGGAAAUACCAGUCGAUGUGCUCCAACUUCAAAGGCAAAUCUACUUCAUAGGAUAAUAAAUCCUCAAUUAUGAGGACCUCAAAUUAGUGUCGUGUGUGUUUCUAUAUUUACUCACGCAAAAGACGCGAGGUCCUCAUAAGGGACUUCAGCUAAGUGUACCCCGACUGGGUAAAUCAUAAGGGACUUCAGCUAAGUGUACCCCGACUGGGCAAAAUUGGUAAAGAUAGUGUUGAUUAUUCCAGUGUGCCUGCCGAGGAGAUUCUUUCUCCAAAACAGAGUAAAGACGGCCUUAAGAUCGCGCUUUCUUGAGGACAAAGUAAUGAGGCUGAUGUGCAUCAAGCUGCUCCAAGGAGUUGGACAGUUUUUGACUUCUCAACAGCAGCGGCUCACUUUGAGCAGGCCAAGGUCUGCCGCAAACGCAAGUAAAUUAAAGGCAAAUGAUUGUGUUCGUCAGACCCGGUCCUAGCAGUUCUGCUGCCGCCCUAGGCAAGAUCAACAUAUGCCGCUCGUGUGUCAUGUAGAGCAUUGGUUCCUAUAUAUUUGUAAUAGUAUAAUGCACAAGGUGCAAUUUCUAAAUUGGGUAUUGUAUCAUCAGUGCCUCUUGUCCUGUCAGUCAUUGCAGACCUUAGAGAGCUAUUUAUAACUUAUCAGAAAUGCCCAGAUCAACUAGCCCAUGUCAGCAAUAAAAAAAAAAAAAUAUGUUUUCAAUUUUUUUAUAGAUAUUGUUGUAAUUAUUUAGUCACUCAAAUAUCACAUGAAUACACAUUAGAUAUGGCAAAAUGUAUAGAAUUGCAAGAACAUUUGGUUUAAAACUGCAAAAUGUUCUUUGCACCACAUGACAAAAUGUGUAGAAUUGCAAGAAAAUUUGGUUUAAAACUUCAAAAUGUUCUUUGCACCACAUGACAAAAUGUGUAGAAUUGCAAGAAAAUUUGGUUUAAAACUGCAAAAUGUUCUUUGCACCACAUGACAAAAUGUGUAGAAUUGCAAGAAAAUUUGAUUUAAAACUGCAAAAUGUUCUUUGCACCACAUGACAAAAUGUGUAGAAUUGCAAGAAAAUUUGGUUUAAAAUGGCAAAAUGUUCUUUGCACCACAUGACAAAAUGUGUAGAAUUGCAAGAAAAUUUGGUUUAAAACUGCAAAAUGUUCUUUGCACCACAUGACAAAAUGUGUAGAAUUGCAAGAAAAGUUGGUUUAAAACUGCAAAAUGUUCUUUGCACCACAUAACAAAAUGUGUAGAAUUGCAGGAAAUAAGCUUUAAAACUAAAAUAUUCCCCAAUGCUGGAAGGGUGAAAAUGUUUGGGAACCCCUAAUGUAGAGUAUUGAUGUGCAAUUGGUGCAUUUCAGUUGAGCUUAUUCAGUAGCACUUUCCAACUAUUCACAUCGGAGAGUUCCAAUAUUGCAAUCACUAGGCAGCCAACUGUAGUAGGAAACAGAGUUGUUAUCAAUAAGCCAUGUAUAUCACACAUGAUACGAGUCAUGACCCCACGAUAGGUCAAAUUACAAUAAACAUAACGUUUAGUAACAUCAUCCAGUAGAACUGUAAAAAGAUUGAAAUAUAAUUUGAGUUUUGGAAACAAGUGCUUUAAUAAAUGCAAUAAAACAUCAGUUUUAUAAUUUCUUCAUUUUGUGGCUGCCUAGAGUGUCCUCUUUCCACUGUUGUGGUGCUGAAUCCCUUCUAGCCAUGAUCGGCUGGCCAUGGUGUUCGUAGACAGCCAUGUUGUAUUAUUUAUUAGGCCUAAUUAAAAUAGGCUAAAUUAAAUUAGAGGCCUAGAUUAUAUUUGAAAAAAGCUGUUAUGUUAUUUAUUAAUAAACUAUUUCAUACAAAUAGCCUAUAGGACAGGUUGUGCGCAAAUUAUAUUAUACAAAUAUAAUAUUUCGAAGUUUUGUAUUACUCUGUAGGCGACUUGUUCUUCUAGGCUAAACAUUUUUACUUAAAAAAAAAAAGAAGAUAUUAAUUAAUGAUUCAUAGCAGGGAUGAAGAGCGUCUGCUAAAUGACUUAAAUGUAAAAUGUAAUGAAGACACAACGGACAAUGUUUUGCUUUUUAAUAAAACCUGUCAUGUUGGUAUAAGAACAUCGUUACACUUUUUAUUUUAUUACAACUUUACAGGCUAAUUUCUAUUCUGUUAAAAUGAAUUACAAUCAUCUAAAUGUGAUUUUGAGCACCGAGGGUGGACGCCCUAAUGCGUUAUGCACCCAAUGCAUAUGGAUGUCCAGUACAUUUCUAACAUUUCCGGUAAAUCUAAAUCUUGCCUGUUACGUUGUCCGCCGCCUUGACGUGAGGGAAAACUCUCGAGUGAAUACUCACAAAGCCGCCGGCCCAGAUGGCAUCCCUGCCGUGUCCUCAGCCCAGAUGGCAUCCCUGCCGUGUCCUCAGAGUAUGUGCUGACAAGCUGGCGGGCGUCUUCUCUGACUUCUUCAACCCUGCCCCUGUCCCAGGCUGUAGUCCCCAUCCGCUUUAAGGAGACCACCAUCGUCCCAGUGCCCAAGAAAACCAAGGUGACAUGCCCAAAUGACUAUCGCCCCGCCCGUGCUCACCUCGGUCAUCAUGAAGUGAUUUGAGAGGCUGGUCAUGGCUCACAUCAAGGCCAGCAUGCCAGGCACACUGGACCCACUCCAAUUUAGCCUACCGCUUCAACAGAUCCACGGAAGAUGCCAUCGCUAUUCACACGGCCGUAACACAUCUGGACAAGAGGAACAUCUAUGUGAGAAUGCUGUUAAUUUGACUACAGUUCAGCAUUCAACACUAUUGUUCCCUCCAAGGUCAUCACCAAGCUCAGAGCCCCUGGGUCUGGACACCACCCUCUGCAACUGGAUCCUGGAAUUCCUGACGGGCAGACCACAGGCUGUGAGGAUUGGCAACAAAACCUCCUCCACACUGGCUCUUAAAACAGGGCCCCCCCCCCCCAGGGGUGUGUCCUCAGCCCUUUGCUGUACUCACUGUUCACCCACGUCUGCGUGGCUUUGCACGACACCAACUGCAUCAUCAAGUUUGCUGAUGACACCACUGUUGUAGGCCUGAUAACCAACAAUGACGAGUCAGCCUAUAGGGAGGAGGCAACUGAACUGGCAGCCUAUAGGGAGGAGGUAAGUGAACUGGCAUUAUGGGGUCAUGACAACAACCUGUCCCUCAACGUCAUCAGAACAAAGGAGUUGAUUGUUGACUUCAGGAAGCAGUGGAGGAAACAACGCAAUCCACCUCAAUGGGUCGGUAGUAGAGAGAGUGACGAGUUAAGUUCCUCUGCGUCCACAUUACUGAGGGCUUGUCAUGGACUAACAACACCACCAACUCUUGACGAGGGUGCAACAGUAUCGCUACUUCCUAAGGCGGCUGAAUGAAGAAAUUCGGCAUGUCGCCCCAGGUCCUCUCCAAAUACUAUCACAGCACCACCGAGAGUGUCCCCAACCACGAGCUGUUCUCUCCCUUGUCAUCGGAGCAUGAGGUCUGAUACGAACAGCCUCAGAGACUGUUUCUAUCUUCAAGCCAUCAGACUGCUGAACACAACUGGACUGACCACCUGCUCUGAUUCUCUGCACCUUAGCAAACCUCACAACUGCUGCUACCAGACCCUUAUUAUACUGCCCCUUCCCCAAUACGCAUGUAAAUAUUGUACUAUAAAUUGUGCCUUCCUGUAUUAUACUUAUGCAGAGGGAAGUGUUCAGUCCCAAGGUCCUGAGCUUAGUGAUGAGCUCGGAGGGCACUAUGGUGCUGAACGCGGAGCUAUAGUCAAUGAAUAGCGUUCUCACUUAGGUGUUCCUCUUGUUCAGCUGGGAGAGGGCAGUGUGGAGCGCAAUUGAGAUUGCGUCUAUGGAUCUGUUGGGGCGGUAUGCGAAUUGGAUUGGGUCCGGGAUGAUGGUGUUGAUUUUGAGCCCUGACCAGCCUUUCAAAGCAUUUCAUGGCUACAGAUGUGAGUGCUAUGGGGCGAUAGUCAUUUAGACAGGUUACCUUGGUGUUCUUGGGCACAGGGACUAUGGUGGUCUGCUUGAAACAUGUAGGUAUUACAGACUGUGUCAGGGAGAGGUUGAACAUGUCAGACCAUGCUCCGAGUAUGCGCCUUGGUAAUUUGUCUGACCCCGCAGCAUUGAGAAUGUAUUUUUUAUUUUUGUGAACAAAUUUCUAUUUAGUUUUGCCUUGUGAAUGUUAACCUGUUUUAAAGGUCUAACUCAUGUUGGCUAUGGAGAGCGAGAUCACACAGUCGUCCAGGACAACUAGUGCUCUCAUGCACAGUUCAGUGUUGCUUGCCUCAAAGCGAGCGGAGAAGGAAUUUAGCUUGUCUGGUAGGCUCGGGUCACUGGGCAGCUCGCGGCUGGGUUUCUCUUUGUAAUCUGUGAUAGUUUGCAAGCCACAUCCGACGAGCGUCAAGUUAGAGUAUGAUGACAGGCUAGAGGCUGAGAGAAAGAAAGAAGGAUGAGUCAGCUUUCUGAAGGCCUCUCAUUAUGGAGUAUGGAAAUGUAUUAUGUUCUUCUGAUGCUCGACUGAGAACAUAUCUUAGUGUUGUUAGUGACUAACAUCUGUCUUUCUCUGUUUUGCAGAAAUACCUGCACGAGUCCCGUCACCGUCACGCCAUGCAGCGCAAGAGGGGAGACGGAGGACGCUUCUUCUCUCCCAAGGAGAGGGAGGAGAUGGCUCUGGCCCUGGCCCAGGUAGGAGAGGGGGUGAGGGGGAGAGAGGGAGGGGAUGAGUUGAGGUCCUAUUGGAAAAAUAAUAAAUGGAAAUAUCACAUUUACAUAAAUAUUCAGACCCUUUACGCAGUACUUUGUUGAAGCACCUUUGGCAGUGAUUACAGCCUCGAGUCUUCUUGUGUAUGACACUACAAGCUUGGCACACCUGUAUUUGGGGAGUUUCUCCCAUUCUUCUCUGCAGAUCCUCUCAAGCUCUGUCAGGUUGGAUGGGGAGCGUUGCUGCAACGCUAUUUUCAGGUCUCUCUAGAGAUGUUCGGUCGGGUUCAAGUCCGGGCUCUGGCUGGGCCACUCAAGGACAUUCAGAGACCUAUCCCGAAGUCACUCCUGCGUUGUCUUGGCUGUGUGCUUAGGGUCGUUGUCCUGUUGGAAGGUGAACCUUCGCCCCAGUCUGAGGUCCUGAGCGCUCUGGAGCAGGUUUUCAUCAAGGAUCUCUCUGUACUUUGCGCCGUUCAUCUUUCCCUCGAUCCUGACUAGUCUCCCAGUCCCUGCCGCUGAAAAACACCCCCACAGCAUGAUGCUGCCACCACCAUGCUUCACCGUAGGGAUGGUGCCAGGUUUCCUCCAGACGUGGCGCUUGGCAUUAAGUCCAAAGAAUUCAAUCUUGGUUUCAUCAGACCAGAGAAUCUUGUUUCUCAUGGUCUGAGAGUCCUUUAGGUGCCUUUUGGCAAACUCCAAGCAGGCUGUCAUGUGCCUUUUACUGAGGAGUGGCUUUCUUCUGGCCACUCUACCAUAAAGGGUUGAUUGGUGUUGUGCUGCAGAGAUGGUUGUCCUUCUGGAAUGUUCUCCCAUCUCCACAGAGGAACUCUGGAGCUCUGUCAGAGUGACCAUCGGGUUCCUGGUCACCUCCCUGACCAAGGCCCUUCUCCGCCGAUUGGCGGCCAGCUCUAGGAAGAGUCUACGGACAAUUCCUUCGACCUCAUGGCUUGGUUUUUGCUCUGACAUGCACUGUCAACUGUGGGAUCUUAUAUAGACAGAUGUGUGCCUUUCCAAAUCAUGUGCAAUACAAUUGAAUUUACCACAGGUGGACUCCAAGUUGUAGAAAGGAUGAUGAAUGGAAACAGGAUGCACCUGAGCUCAAUUUCGAGUCUCAUAGCAAAGGGUCUGAAUACUUAUGUAAAUAAGGUAUUGUUUUUAUUUUUAAUAAAUGUGCAAAACAAUCUAAAAACCUGUUUUCGCUUUGUCAUUAUGGGGUAUCGUGUGUAGAUUGAUGAGGAAAUUGUUUUAUUUAAUCCAUUUUAGAAUAAGGCUGUAACGUAACAAAAUGUGGAAAAAGUCAAGGGGUCUGAACACUUUCCGAAUGCACUGUACAUGAUGUUAUAGAAUGUACACGAUACAUGUUUAGGUUGCAUGUGUUAACUGGUACCUUCAUCCUUCCCCUCUCUCUCUCCUUCUCUCCCUCAGCAACAGGCAGAGCUGGCCACCCAGGCAGGAGAAGACGGCGUAGCCCAGAUGGUCCGAGUCUCUUAG